This is a messenger RNA of Archocentrus centrarchus (flier cichlid), 2574 nucleotides long. Its product is annotated as intermediate filament protein ON3-like. The transcript has 8 exons. Lineage: Eukaryota; Metazoa; Chordata; Actinopteri; Cichliformes; Cichlidae. Gene Ontology annotation, cellular component: keratin filament. Gene Ontology annotation, biological process: keratinization; intermediate filament organization. Gene Ontology annotation, molecular function: structural constituent of skin epidermis. The coding region runs from base 87 to 1844 and encodes 585 amino acids. The record is from RefSeq and is a predicted model, not a curated record.
ACAAGACACUUAGAGGGACUUGACUUUCCUCUCUCUCUUUGCUUUUCUCUUUGAAUCCUUCCCUUUCUGAAGAAACUAAACCAGCCAUGUCCAUACAAACGACCAAGACAUAUUCCCGGACCAGCUAUAGUGGAGGUGCUGGCGGCGGCGGUGGUGGUGGUGGUAGUUUCCGUCGCAUGGGAGGAGGAGGAGGACGAGGAGGAGGAGGAAGAGCAAUUUUUUCCUCAAAAUCUCUGUCUCUAGGGGGCCCAGUAAGAGUGGCAUCAUUCUCAGGACUCAGGUCAAGCGCAGGGGGUGGUGGUUUUGGUUCUGGAGGUAGUGGUGGUGGUGGUGGUUUCAGUAGCUAUUCUAUUAGCACUGGAUAUGGUGGUGGCGGUGGUGGUGGCGGUGGAGGUGCUGGUUUCGGUAGCGGUUAUGGUGCUGGCGGCGGUGGUGGUUUAGGUUUUGGUGGUGGAGGUUUUGGUGCUGGAGGUUUUGGUCUUGGAGGUUUGGCAGCAGUGCCUCCAAUCACAAACGUCCAAGUCAACCAGAGCUUGCUGGCCCCUCUGAACCUUGAGAUCGACCCCAACAUCCAGGUUGUCCGUACCCAGGAGAAAGAGCAGAUCAAGUCUCUCAACAACCGCUUUGCCAGCUUCAUUGAUAAGGUCCGCUUCCUGGAGCAGCAAAACAAAAUGCUGGAGACCAAGUGGAGCCUGCUGCAGGAGCAGACCACCACCCGCUCCAACAUUGAUGCCAUGUUCGAGGCCUACAUCGCCAACCUGCGCAGACAGCUGGAUGGGCUGGGCAAUGAGAAGAUGAAGCUGGAGUCUGAGCUGAAAAACAUGCAGGGACUGGUGGAGGACUUCAAGAACAAAUAUGAAGAUGAGAUCAACAAGCGUGCUGCUGUGGAAAAUGAAUUUGUGCUCCUCAAGAAGGAUGUAGAUGGAGCAUACAUGAACAAAAUAGAGCUGGAGGCAAAGGUUGAUGCUCUUCAGGAUGAGAUUAACUUCCUCAGAAGCAUCUAUGAGGCGGAACUCGCUGAGCUUCAGGGACAGAUCAAGGACACGUCUGUCAUUGUGGAGAUGGACAACAGCCGCAACCUUGACAUGGACGCCAUUGUGGCUGAAGUCAAGGCUCAGUAUGAGGAGAUCGCCAACAACAACCGAGCUGAAGCUGAGAAAUGGUACCAGACUAAGUACCAGGAGAUGCAGACCAGUGCAUCCCAGGCUGGGGAAGACCUUCGUAACACUAAGAGUGAGAUCGCUGAGCUCAACCGCAUGAUUAGCCGCCUGCAGAAUGAGAUUGAGGCAGUCAAGGGACAGCGCGCCAACCUGGAGGCCCAGAUCGCUGAGGCAGAGGAGCGUGGUGAGCUGGCUGUGAAGGACGCCAAGGCCCGCAUCAGGGACCUGGAAGAAGCCCUGCAGAGAGCCAAACAGGACAUGGCCCGCCAGGUCCGCGAGUACCAAGAGCUCAUGAACGUCAAGCUGGCUCUGGACAUUGAGAUCGCCACCUACAGGAAACUGCUGGAAGGAGAAGAAUCCAGGAUUAACUCUGGUGGUGGAAGUGCAACCAUCCAUGUGCAGUCCACAAGCACCAGCUUCGGUGGCGGCAGCGGAGGCAGCGGCGGCGGCUUCGGCAGUGGCUUCGGCGGUGGAAGUGGCUUCGGCGGUGGAAGCGGCUUUGGCAGUGGAUUCGGAGGCGGCAUUGGUGGUGGCGGAUUCGGAGGCGGUAUUGGUGGCGGCGGCGGUGGCGGCCGCGGCGGCUAUGGCAGCGGUCUAUCCAUCGGCUAUGGUGGUGGUGGCGGUGGCAGUGGCGGCAUCAUGAGCUCAAAAAGCACCACCUCAUAUUCCGUCCGCCGUAAAUAAGAGCAGUGGCCGUCUCUCAGUCCAUUCUUCCUCUUCCCUUAUUUUCUUCUCCUCCUCUUGGCCUCAAUAAACCCUGCCCUGUCUUUCUCUGCAUACACAGAGCAACCCCACGAAACACGUUGCACUUGACCAUUUACAGAUGGCAGAUCCAUGUAAUGGCACCACAGGCUCAAAGAGAGUCAGAGAUUAAAUCCAAAUUCAAGCAAAGGCAGAGAGAUUGUUGUGAGCAGCAAAGAUGAGAGUCAGUCCUGUCUUCCUCUGAUCAGUCAGCCUGGUUGUCUUUUAGUUGCUGGAUGUGCUGUUGUAUAGACAAGAGGAUCCUUGUAGUAUCAUGACAGAGAAUCCCUACAAAGCAACAAGCAUUGUAUACAAAAUGACACCAACAGAGUAAGUGGAGCAGCUGUUUGGGUUACUCUUGGAUUAAUAAAGCAUGCACGACAAGGUACACCUAUCGCUCCCUUUUUCUGCAGUGUGUCUCCUGUUGUCUAGCAUCUGUCAUCUUGUUGUGCAGUUUGACAUCAUCGAAAGCAGCCACAUGUAACACUUUCAUAUUACUUCUCCUGUUUUGAGAGAAAAUGAACUCUGCUACAGUGUAUAAAUGGUGUUUUCAUCAUUGCUUUACUUCCAUUUUCACUCUGAAUAAAAAUGUUUUAAAAAAGGAUCAGGCUGACUGGAAAUACCAGAUUUAUUUGUACCACCAAAGCUGAAAUAAAUCUGUGUUCACAUACAA